AAAACAUGGCAGACGAGCGAAAUUUUCGAUCGACUUAUUACGAAAAAGUCGGCUGUCGCAGUGUGGAAGAACGUAAAUCGUUGGAAAUACUACUAAAGGAUAAACCCCUGAAUGUGCUCAAGUUGAAGCAGUUCUGCAUCCGUUUCACCGUACCCAACAUCCACCGGAAUGUGCUGUGGAGUUUUCUGCUCGGUGUUACACCGGCCUACACGGAUUCGUGCAAAUACGUAAUGACCCAACGGGAGGCAGUGUACGAGGACCUUCUGCGUGCCCUGCAGGUGAUGCGAAUCGUCGAUGACAAAACGCCGAAGCCACGCGUUCUCUAUGCCAUGUGGCUGCUGGAGACCAAACAGCUCUGCCUCGGAUACGAUCUGAAUCUAGAAAGCCACUUUUGCAACAUCACCGAAGUGCUGCUGCAAAUCUUCGAGAACGACAUCGAAAUCUACUGGAUGGCCAAAGGAUUCAACGAGUACAGUCAGGAAAUUCUCGAAGAAAUGGGCAAGCUGUCCGAUUUGACCGGCACGAUUUUGGAGAAGGAAGACAACGGUCUGUACAUACAUUUGAAGUCUUGCGAUAUACUGCCCGUUCUGCCGCUGGAGAAAUGGUAUGGUUCCUUCUUUGCUGGUGUUCUAUCAGAGCUGGCCAUCAUCCGGAUAUGGGACAAAAUCUGCGGAGGUUCGAUCAAGAUUGUGAUAUUCGUGUUGAUUGAAAUAUUGCGCACUCUUCGGAGGAGAGUCCUCCGGUGCAUGGAUAUGAAAUCUCUGCUGGAGUGUAUAGAGAGCAUCAACGAUGAACAGGAAACGGCCGACCUGAUAGUGAACAAGGCAAUCGAACUGUGGCAGCAGAAUAAAGGCCACAACGAGUUUAUCCUGCAAUCCAAAGUGAAAGCACUCAUUUGAGGUUGUUCCGAAUAAAAUUAGGAUUUAUUACACACA
Molecule: messenger RNA, 935 nt
Organism: Ochlerotatus camptorhynchus
Lineage: Eukaryota; Metazoa; Arthropoda; Insecta; Diptera; Culicidae
Gene: TBC1d7
Product: TBC1 domain family member 7
Exons: 4
Coding region: 6-899 (297 amino acids)
Biological process (GO): activation of GTPase activity; negative regulation of TOR signaling
Molecular function (GO): GTPase activator activity
Source: RefSeq, a predicted model, not a curated record